Molecule: messenger RNA, 1858 nt
Organism: Astrephomene gubernaculifera
Lineage: Eukaryota; Viridiplantae; Chlorophyta; Chlorophyceae; Chlamydomonadales; Astrephomenaceae
Source: the annotation of a GenBank genome assembly
AUAUAACUCAGAUGUUCUUGAACGUCCAACCACAGUCGCUCACCGGCGGAAGGAGGUCCCUGUGCAGCACCCAAAGGCAUGCAGCAGCGCGCUAUGUUGGGAAUCGGAAAACAGGAUUUGGACAGCAACCAGAAAAGCGGCGCCAGCUAAGACCGUGUCAAGCGGAUGCAGAUGAGCAAGCAGGGUCGGGCGACAUUGAUGCGCUCGCACGCAUGCUCAGCGCUCAAGCUGCCAAACUGCGAGCAACAAUAGGCGAUGAAGAACUGAGGAAAAGCUAUCAUGGCUUUGAGGAGGCGAGGAGCAGCGGUGUCUUCGGCUUGCAGUCGCUGCAGCUGGAGGAGCGCGUGUUUCGAGAAAUUGGGCCCGGAUUCUUCGAUUCGGACGAUUUCGAGGUGUUGCAGCAGCUGGGGCGCAUCAGCGUCAUGCGGGACACGGGGGGUGCCGUGGAGGGCGCCACCGCGGUCAUCGCCUACGCGGCUCGCUUCCUGCCCCGGCUGCCCAUGCAGCGGCCCCUCACGGUGCUGCUCAAGGAGUACUUGCCGGUUGCUAAGGCGGUUGCCUACAACGAACUUCUGGUCAUGUCCAAGCUGUGCGGUCUUCCUGAGGACCAGUACACGGCCGCCAACACCCCGACCAGCCGCAGCCCCCCUGUCGUACCGCUGCUGGGCUACUUCACCUCCGCGCCCACCCAGGAAGCGGCGGCGCUGUCCAUGGAUGCGGAGGCCGACAGCGUGUGGCUGGUGUACCGCUGGGAGGGCAUGCAGCCGCUGCACAUGUACCUGCAGGAGGUCCGGCCGCCGGAGCCGCCGGCAGGGGCGCGGUUCUUCAAAAAGAGGGAGGUGGCGGAGGCGGAGGCGUGGCGCGCUCGUCACGCACUGCUACGCUCGCUAGCUCGGUCGCUGCUGGGAGCAGUGGCGUUCUGCCAUGGAGCCGGAGUGACCCACGGGUCUCUGUCGAGCGGCACAAUAUUCGUGAGCUCCACAGAGGAUGCCGACGCGGCGUCGCUGUUUGUGAAGCUGGACAACUUUGGGUUCGGGCGGUUAGAUCCCGCGGGUGGGCCCUUGGGUCUGUCCACGCCUCAACUGCCAGGGCAGGAUAUCGACAGCACCGCGCCGCGGGAGGGCCGCAGACACGACCUGCAGGCCAUCGCCUUGACCCUGCUGGAGGUCUUCUCAGCCGCCACCGCCACCUCCCCAGCCGGCUCGCUGCCCCGCACCACCCUCACACGCCUCCUCUUCGACAUCUACCAGGAUGACGUCGCGGCACUGCGGCAGUACUGCGCAGACGACCCCGCCCUGCAGCACAUGGUGGAGUUCCUGGAUGAGGCGGAGGGAGCGGGCUGGGACUUCCUGUCGCAGCUGCUGCGAGCGACCCGUGGGUCAGAGGAGCUGCUGCUGCAUCCCUUUCUGAGGGCUUGACAACGGGGGCUGUACGGUAACUAGGGAGCGCAAUAGUGUGCCGAUCACGUUGAUGAGGGACGGGUGUGGGGUGGUAGAAGUCGUGCAAAGAGCUGUGGAACCAGUGGUUGGCCGGCAGCAGCUACCCUGCACGCGCUGUAUCAUAAAAGUACCUAGCUGACCAAGAAGUAUGCGGAUGUAGUAGCUUUGGUCUAUACAUUAGUAAGUAGAGGACGUCGCAUGGUUGUUAAUGGUUCCUGGCUUUCUGCAUCUUCUUGUUACCGGUAUCGCCUAUGCCCUUACGUUUUGGAAGGAGGACGACACGUGUGGGUCGGUCUGGCUGUUAGGUUUAUGCGCGAGAAACGGGGGCGCAAGAAACGGGGGCAGGAAGGCGCGGCGUGAAGAGAUGUGAACGGAAAGUCACCAUACAUGCAUGGUGACGCAAUGUAACAUAACAUCAC